AUGUCAAGAGCCUCGAGCAGUACCAGCUGCAACUUAUUAAACCGAGAAUGGGAUAGUCUCCUUCUAGAUGUUGUGUUUGAGAUUCUUGAUAAGUUGCUAGAACCUGCUGACCAUGGUCGCUUUGCAGCCAUUUGCAAACGCUUUCAUUCUCUUGCGAAGGAGUACAACAAGGCAAACCGACACAUCCGCCAACUUAACAAGGAUCUUCUUCCUCCCCCCAUGCUUUUGAUACUUGAAGAAUGCACCAGGGAUGGUGUGACAAUAGAACUUCAGCACCCUUUAAGGAAAUCAUCAACUAGUAUUCGUCUCCCUGUCUUAAAACGAAUUUCAUUCGAAAAGGUUAUACUAUCUGGGGAUCCGGCUCUGAAUCCAGACAGUUAUGUGGUUGGAGCAACACACGGUGAAAGUGAUUUGGGGUUGCUGGCUUUCAUCAAAGCAAGACAACAACACUGGACUUACAUCCAGGUACCAAUACCUCUUCGAUGCGUUGACGCUAUAUUUUCUAAGAACCAAAUCUAUGCUCUAGGCCACAAUGCAGAGAUUGUGUUUGUGAAUCUUGAUAGCAACAGCUACAAUGUGCCGGAAGCAAAGCUACUCACACGUCUAAAACGGAAUAUUUUUGGCCGCGGGUAUCUUGUCGAGUCGACUAAUGGAGACCUAUUGUAUAUCGAAAAAGUACAAGAUAUUAUGUGCUGGAUUCAAGAAUUCAAGGUUUACAAGGUGGUGUUCAGUGAUGGAGAUGGCUCCGUUAUUGAGCAGCUACUUGAAACAACAAGCAUUGGAGAUGAAGCUUUAUUUCUGGAUGACAAUCAUGCAGUCUCUUUUUCGGUAUCAAACUUUCCCAAGUGCCAGCCAAAUUCCAUAUACUACAGCUCGAAGUUCAACUUAAGAGGUCCAAAUGGUAUGCCAACUUUCGUGUUCAACUUAAAAGAUGAAACCAUCACACAGAGUGGGGCGCUACAUGGACUUUGGAUUAUGCCGUCUUAUAAUGGACUCUGCUAG
This is a messenger RNA of Fragaria vesca subsp. vesca, 1002 nucleotides long. RefSeq lists its product as uncharacterized. Lineage: Eukaryota; Viridiplantae; Streptophyta; Magnoliopsida; Rosales; Rosaceae. The transcript has 2 exons. Bases 1 to 1002 code for a protein of 333 amino acids. The record is from RefSeq and is a predicted model, not a curated record.